This is a messenger RNA of Acanthamoeba castellanii str. Neff, 339 nucleotides long. RefSeq lists its product as uncharacterized. The record is from RefSeq and is a predicted model, not a curated record. The coding region runs from base 1 to 339 and encodes 112 amino acids. Lineage: Eukaryota; Discosea; Longamoebia; Acanthamoebidae. The transcript has 3 exons.
AUGCCCACAAACAACAAACUGGAUGACACCAAGCUUGCCAUGGAGGGUGUCAAGGACAAGCUUGUCAGCAGUGUCAAGGAGCAGAGGGGCAAGAAGUGGCAGCAGUUCCACUUCAAGUGCUGGGACAACACUGUGCUGCUCAAGGACAUCUGUGAGUGGAACACACCCAAGCAGCUAGCCCAUGCUGACACCAUUGAAAAGGGUCUCAUGUGCAUCAUCAAAGCUCAAGGCUGGCUGGAGGAAGGGUGCCUGGAUGGCACCCUGGAUGAGCUGUGGGUUGACAUCUGCUGUGGUGACAAUGUUGGCUGCCUGGCCAAUGUCAAGGCCAAGGACAAGUGA